This is a messenger RNA of Carica papaya (papaya), 1696 nucleotides long. RefSeq names its product elongation factor 1-gamma-like. Lineage: Eukaryota; Viridiplantae; Streptophyta; Magnoliopsida; Brassicales; Caricaceae. The record is from RefSeq and is a predicted model, not a curated record. Gene Ontology annotation, biological process: translational elongation. Gene Ontology annotation, molecular function: translation elongation factor activity; glutathione transferase activity.
UACGAAAACCCUAGUUCUCUCUUUGCUUUAUCUUUCUGUUCAACUCAGCUCAUUCCCUCUCGCUCUCUCUCUCUGCCGGAAGAACGCUUAAGCUCACAGGUUCUCUGUGGCUUCACUUCUCUCUCUCUUAUAUCUGCGAUCGGAGCGAAACGUUUUUCCGUUGAAGCCAUGGCUCUAGUACUGCAUGCAGGAAAUAAGAACAAAAAUGCCUACAAGACUCUCAUUGCUGCAGAAUACACUGGUGUCCAGGUUGAACUUGCUCCAAAUUUUGAGAUGGGUGUCUCAAACAAAACCUCAGAAUUCCUCAAGAUGAACCCUAUUGGAAAGGUUCCUGUGCUGGAAACACCUGAUGGCACCGUUUUUGAGAGCAAUGCCAUCGCCCGAUAUGUCACACGCCUGAAGGCGGACAAUCCUCUCUAUGGUUCUAGUAUUAUUGAUUAUGCCCAUGUUGAGCAAUGGAUUGACUUUGCUUCAUUGGAGAUUGAUGCUAAUCUUAUAAGUUGGUUUAAGCCAAGAAUGGGACGUGUUGUAUACCUUCCUCCGGCUGAGGAAGCAGCAAUUGCUGCAUUAAAGAGGGCACUAGAUGCCUUGAAUUCACAUCUUGCAUCCAACACAUACCUUGUGGGGCAUUCUGUGACAUUAGCUGACAUUGUGAUGACAUGCAACUUGUUACUCGGGUUCAACCACCUCAUGACCAAGGCUUUUACUUCAGAGUUCCCUCAUGUUGAAAGAUACUUCUGGACCAUGGUUAAUCAACCAAAUUUUAAGAAGAUAAUUGGUGAGGCCAAGCAGGCUGAAUCCGUGAUGCCUGUUCAGUCUGCAAAGAAGCCUUCUCAGCCAAAGGAAUCGGCUAAGCCAAAGCCCAAGGAUGAACCAAAAAAAGAAGCUAAAAAGGAAGUCCAGAAGGAGCCAGCAAAGCCAGCUGAAGAAGAGGAAGAGGCACCAAAACCCAAACCCAAAAAUCCACUUGAUUUGCUUCCUCCAAGUAAAAUGAUUCUAGAUGAGUGGAAGAGGCUGUACUCAAAUACGAAGACCAAUUUCCGUGAGGUUGCAAUUAAAGGAUUCUGGGAGAUGUAUGAUCCCGAGGGAUACUCUCUAUGGUUCUGUGAUUACAAGUACAAUGAUGAGAAUACUGUAUCAUUUGUCACCUUAAACAAGGUUGGUGGGUUCCUUCAACGGAUGGAUUUGGCACGCAAGUAUGCUUUUGGGAAGAUGUUGGUGAUUGGUUCAGGACCCCCAUUCAAGGUAAAGGGCUUGUGGCUUUUCCGCGGUACAGAAAUUCCCAAGUUUGUCCUUGACGAGUGCUAUGACAUGGAGUUGUAUGAUUGGAGAAAGGUUGACAUCUCAGAUGAAGCUCAAAAAGAGCGUGUAAGUCAGAUGAUUGAGGAUGCAGAACCAUUUGAGGGAGAACCCCUCUUGGACGCCAAAUGCUUCAAGUGAAAAAGCAUCUCAAGUUAGAAGACCACACACUUGAGAGUGUUUUUUGUUCUUGUUUUAUGGGAGAGGUUUGUUUUGUCAUGUUUUGAGCAUACUGAAGUCUAGCCUUUUGUUACUUAGUGGCAACACUAGACUAAUUUAUAUUUCUUGAUAUGCUAUAUCUACAUUUGAGGAGAUAAUUCUCAGGGUAAGUUCAAAUCUUAAAAAUAUGUUAUAUAUAAUACAUCAUAUUAAAAUAUAGUGAAGUUUGACUAUGGCA